Molecule: messenger RNA, 835 nt
Organism: Carica papaya (papaya)
Lineage: Eukaryota; Viridiplantae; Streptophyta; Magnoliopsida; Brassicales; Caricaceae
Source: RefSeq, a predicted model, not a curated record
UUUGUCUACUGUGUCCGUGACGCUCUACUACGCUGCCUUCGCAGACAGCAGCUUACAGAUCAGUUCCCGGACAUCUUUGAUCCUCUCGCAACUUAUCUUCUAGGUAUCGUUCCUGUUCAGGGUCAAGUGCGUUUCCGUUUUCCAUAUCAGAGAAAGAACGGCUUGCUGUUAUGAGUGGCCAAGAGAAUGUAAAGCAGCUAGAAGAUUGUUCAGUUUCCAACGCACUAGGCACAUGGGUAUUCUCAGUUGCAGGAGCUUUGUUAGCAAUUCCAGUGGGAAUAAAACGGAAAUCUUUAGCUCCCCUUGUCUUUUUUGGCACAACUGGUACCAUGCUUGAUAUUAUUAUGGGCAUCAGUGCCUGCGAAAGAGAACAUGCAGAACGGCAGAUGAAGUUAUUAGAAGCUCAAAAUGCUGCAAAUGAGGCAUCCUUUGAGGAGACAGGAUCUGACUAGUGAUUCCAAAGUUCACUUGCUAUGUUAUGGGCUACUGUUUGCAAGUUAUUCAGUCCAGCCUUCUAUUUGACAGGUUAUAGAUGAUGAAACCUUUUCUAUUGCGCUUUAUUUCAAAACUCACUGGCGCAUCUCAUUUUUCUCCUCUACCUCCUUUCUUUCAGUUCAACAUUUUCCUACUGAGAUUGGUCUCUGUUUCACUAAAUAAAAAAUAGUAAACGAUUGAUUUUUCAAGUUCUUAGAAAGGAGUGUUGAAAAAGCUUGGAUAUGCUUUCUGAUAGUUGCGGAAUGCACUCAAAUUAUUCAUUGAAAAUGGUCAAGAGUUGUAAAAAGACCAUUUUGAGUCCAACGCAAUUGCCUCAAUACUUUACAUUUUUUAUGUUGUU